GACAACCUCCAUGGCUGAAACGCAGACGACGCGAACGCAGGUGGUCGUUAUAGGCGCCGGCAUUUCGGGAAUCGUCGCAGCGAAAUGUCUGCAAGAUGCUGGUUUUAAAGUGAUUGUGUUGGAAAAGACGGACGAAGUCGGAGGACUGUGGACUUUCAGAGAACAAGGAUAUGGAGUGAUGAGAUUCACGCAUAUAAAUGUAUCAAAACAGAACUAUGCCUUCUCGGACUUCCCGUUCCCAGAUGAUGUUGUUGACUUCCCACACAACAAAGAAAUGGCGCAGUAUGUUGCUGACUACACUAUGCACUUUGGGGUUAACAAGCUGAUACGUUUCCAGACCCAGGUAGAUUGUUUAGAGAAAAAAGGAGAAGACUGGCACAUUCACACAUCCAAGGUGGAAGAAGAUGGCAAGGGUGGCUACACUUCAGGAGAAAAACACACCUAUGUUUGUAAAUAUGUUGCCAUAGCAACUGGUCAUCAUGCAAAACCCAGUUGGCCAGACCCUAAAUUCCCUGGUCAGGAGAGCUUUAAGGGUGAAAUUAUUCACAGUGUUAGUUACAAUGAUGCCAUCACAAAUAAUCUAGUGGGAAAACGUGUGCUGGUUGUUGGCAUUGGAAAUAGUGCAAUAGAUGUCGCCACUGAUGCAGUGACUGAAGGAAGAUGUCCCAGAGUGUGGCUGAGUACCAGGUCUGGAGCCUGGGUGGUACCUAAUUACCUUUUUGGACACCCCGUGGACCACUACGCCUGCCGUGCCUUCCUCUGGUUGCCUUGGAAACUGGGCACAUUCAUCUUAGAAACUGUGAUAAAGUUGCUGCAUGGGAACCCUAGCAUGUAUGGUUUGAAUCCCAAGAUGCAUGCCUUACAGACCCAACCUAGCGUGAGUCCUGUCCUCUACCACCACAUACAGAGAGGACAGAUCAAAAUUGUGCCAAAUAUUCAGAAAAUUGAAGGCAAAACUGUCCACUUUACUGAUGGUCAGUCUGCGAAGUUUGACCAGAUCGUCCUCUGCACUGGGUACAGGAUCGACCUCCCGUAUCUGGCAGACAAUGUCCGCUCCAAGGUGCUAGAUGAGGGGACGAACCACAUCAAGCUGUACAAGAAUGUGUUUUCUCCUGAAGUGGGCCACACGCUUGCCUUCAUAGGCUUCGUCCAGCCAGCGUCAGGGGGAGUCUUGACCAUGUCAGAGAUACAGUCCAGGUGGUUUGCUGAGCUGUGCAAGGGUAAAGUCAAACUGCCCAGCAAGCAAGCAAUGGAAAAGAGUAUUGAGAAAGACAAGCGUCAGCAUGCAGAUCGUUACUUUGCGUCAGCCAGACAUACAAUACAGAAGGACCCCAUUCUGUAUAACGAUGACAUCGCUGCAAAGUUUGGAGCCAAACCUCAACUUUGGAGACACCCUAUGUUAGCUUGGAGGCUUCUGCUGAGCAGUUGUGGCGCCUCCCAGUGGCGUCUUCAGGGACCAAACAAAUGGGACAAGGCAGCCGAGGAAAUUAGGAAGGUGCCCAUCACAGGACUCAUUCAGAACAUGGCAGUUUUGUUGCUGGCCCUUUUUGCUUCACUUCUACUGUUACUGUUCAUUUUUAUGUUUUAA
Molecule: messenger RNA, 1588 nt
Organism: Lingula anatina
Lineage: Eukaryota; Metazoa; Brachiopoda; Lingulata; Lingulida; Lingulidae
Product: flavin-containing monooxygenase 5
Molecular function (GO): flavin adenine dinucleotide binding; NADP binding; N,N-dimethylaniline monooxygenase activity
Source: RefSeq, a predicted model, not a curated record